AUGGCCACCCUGGAUGGGGGAGGAAACGAUUCAAAGCCUCGCCACCCUUGGUAUAGGGAAAGGCUGCAAAGAAAGUUUCUCAAAGAAACCAACCAAAAACUAAACUUAUCUGGUGCCCUUAACUGCCGAAAAUGGAAAUUCUUGCCAAAAGGAAUCGAUGAUUUCCGAGACGGCUAUCCUGCUUCCUCUGACGCUUCAAAUGUUCUGCCCUCAGGUGUACAUCUUCCCAUCCUGCAGAAUGCAGAACAUGACUCAAAACCUGCCCAGAAGCCUAAAAAGUUCACCGUGGAGCAGUCCUGUUACUCAAAACACCUCCCAAUGCAGCAGGCACGCCGAGAAUACAUUGCUGAGAUAGAAUAUGGCCUUACACAGCACCCACUGGUUCUUUACCCUCACUUAGAAGAAGGCAUACUACCUGAACUGUUUGAAGACAUAGUGGAGAUUCUUGACCCUGAAAUGAGAUUAAAGAGUCCAUCAGAUUCUUAUGAAGCUAUUCCUGAGGAUCAGGAGGUCAACAUCAUUACUCCAGCAAGAGAACAGCAGGAAACACAAAGUGAAAAAUCACGUGAAACCAGCACAAGACUGUCAACUAUGAGUGAACAGUCUAGGCUGAAAAAUCCAUAUACUUGGAUUGUCAAGCAAGAGGAGCCUGUAAAGGAGGAGAAAAGAUCUAAGAAUCCAAGGCCACUGACACCAGCACUAGAUGAAAGUGUCAAGCACGUGACUAAGGACUUCUGUGACUGGGUGACAUCUUUGGGAGGAGAAAACUGCAAUGUCAAUGAAGCGACAAUCUUCAGCCUUUUUGCCAGUGGAUAUGACACCAAACCUACCCUUAGUGUCCCGAUCCAUGUUGUAGAGCUGAACAAUGUACCUGCAGAAUUAAGAAUGUCUGUGGGUGUCUCGCCUCGACAAGAUAUUACAAAGACAUCACCCACAAGGAUAAGAGAGUUUAGGGAAACCACAUACAACCCAAGCUGGGUAAAAUCUAGAUAUGGAGCUUGGUACUUGGAUCCUAAAACGUGGAAGGAACAUAAAGCCAAUGAACCAUUAAAAGACCCAGCAAUGGAAAAUAAUGAAAAUGGCAUUCACUCAAAUACCAAACUCAGCCAAAAGGAUGAAGAAUUGUUGCAGCUUCAUGGAACUACUGCCUUUAAAGAUUUUAUUGAGAAAAAAGGGUACAGAAAACCAGAGUUUCUGAGCAAAAUAUUAUAUAAGAAAGAUGCCGUGUUUUCCGAAAGAGAAAUCCCAACAGAAUCCAGAGAUAUAUCUACUGCAGGGAACACUUGGUACCGGACUGGCUCAGCAUCCACCCAUGAAGAAAGCAUAAUAAACUGA
This is a messenger RNA of Staurois parvus, 1335 nucleotides long. NCBI's taxonomy places the organism in Eukaryota, Metazoa, Chordata, Amphibia, Anura, Ranidae. The record is from the annotation of a GenBank genome assembly.